Messenger RNA from Ectocarpus sp. CCAP 1310/34, 5681 nucleotides. The record is from the annotation of a GenBank genome assembly. NCBI's taxonomy places the organism in Eukaryota, Phaeophyceae, Ectocarpales, Ectocarpaceae.
CUCUCUAUUUAGAAACUCUCUUCUGUUGUGCUUCUUUGCUUCGCCCACUCCCCUAUCUGCCGGCUCUCGUAACCACGCAUCUUUCCCUUGCCCACCCAACCGAAAGGUACACUCUCACACCAGAGCUGCGCCGACGGAGAACACAAUAUUGAGGGAGAGGCUUUAGGUGUGAAGCCUGUGAGUUCAUUCCAUAGCCCAGCCAGCCGCGUUCUUGGCCCUCCAAAAGGCGAGCUGCGGGCAAAAAAAACAGAACCAGGCGUACCCCGUGAAGUGGCGAGAGAGAGAGCGAUGAGGGAGGAGUCUUUGGCGACAGCGUCGCGGAGUGCUGGGAAGAGCGGCAGCAGGCGAUGCAGCUGGGCAAAUGGGAGAAAUUGGCGGGCGGUGGAGGUUGCGUCCGUCGCCCUCGUCGCUCUGACCAGACGCGUGGCGGCGCAGAGCGAAGAAGUCUCGGGCAUCUACACUUACAAGGGAUGUUUCGUGGACAACCCCGGAAAGGAUCGCGCCAUGGAGCACAUGUCGAUUAUCCCAGACCUUACGCUGGAGCGCUGCGCCGUGAUCUGCAUGGAAAAGGGCUAUGCGUACGCCGGGCUGGAGUGGAAGAUCGAGUGCUUCUGCGGGAACAGCUACGACGAGUGGGGAAGCUCCACAUCGUGUGACAUGUACCUUGCCGCAGAGCCCACCGUCGAGGCCGGCGGGUCCUGGGCCUUGUCAGUCUACGGGCUUCCGGAGGUGCUCGACGUUAACUCGAACUCGGCGGCUGCGGUUGCCGCUUCGGAGGGCGGGAGCGACGCCAAAACGACCGCCAAGUCCCUGAGCGACCUGGGCGCCGUGAAGAGCGGAAAGCGCGCCUUCACGGUGGUGAACGAGUGCUCGCAAGACGUUCGCGUUGGGUCUACCGGGGGAAGGAUCACGUUCGGCUCCGGAACGGACCCCGAGAGCAAGGAUAACUGCGACGCGUGGGGUCCGUCUGCCACGUACAACACCGGGCCCAUGGGAAUCGGGUGCUACUGGGACUUCCCGGAAGAGGAGUCGGGCAACACGGACCGCAUGCUCUCGCCGGGACAAGCGUUCCGCUACUACCUCCACGAGACGGACUCGGACGUUCGCUGGAGCGGGACCAUCUGGGGCAGCACCGGCUGCGACAAGAUCGCGGGGUGCGCGACCGGGGUGUGCUACUCCCCCUCGACGGACUACAUCUGCCCGGCGUACGUCGGCCCCGGCGGCCCCACCACCAAGGCCGAGUUCACCCUCAGCGAGACCGGCAAGGACUACUACGACAUCUCGGCUAUCGACGGGACCAACCUCCCCAUGAUGAUCGAGCCCGACAACCCGGUCUUCCCGAACAGCACGGAGCAAAACAUCAUGAAGUACCAGUGUGGGUCGCCGGGGGCACCGGUGUCGCACCACAGCAAAAUUGACGGCUGUACUUGGUCGUACGAAACCACGGUUCCCGAUUUGCAUGGAUCGGAGGACUUGAGCCAGUUCCUGCGCCUCGUGCUGCCCGAAGACUACGAAAACACCACCCUGUGCACGAGCGACUGGGAGUGCACCACCGGCAUCUGCGGCGUGCACCCCCAGCGCUGGGCGGACGGCUCCUACAAAGGGGGCGUCGAGCAGGGCUCCUGCGGGGAGCACAUCGCGUGGGUGACCGCCGGCGGUGCCUGCGCGGGCGGCUGGGAGGACGGAACGUUCCCGGACGCCCACCCCUUCUUCUGCGGUAGCGAGGUCAGCGGCGGCAUGCGCUCGCACAUGUACGGGUGCUACGGCACUACCCUCGCGCACUCGGGGUACACCCCCGGCGCGGACACGACGGCCUGCGGGUGCCCCGAGUGGGAGGAUCCGCCGUACAACCUGAUGGCGCCCCCGAUCUCGGACUGCACCGGUAUCAACCCGGAGUGGGUGGAGCUGUCCAUGCCCUGGCACGCGCACCAGAAGAGGGCGUGCCCCACCGCCUACACGUUCCCGUACGACGACCAGACGUCGACCUUCACCUGCUUCGACGGCGACGGGCCCGGCAACCCCAACACGCAGAGCUACACCAUCACCUUCUGCCCAGGGGAUACGGAGAAAAACAUGUUCGGAUGAGCACAAGAGAGGUGAAGGGUCUGGUGGCGGGAGCACGAUGGAAUCUUGUUUGGUGGUGUUUUGCUUUUCCUCGUGCUUCACUGGUGUCCUCCCUCGUUUGAUAAUGAAAAUGGCAUGGAUGCAUGUACCACGGCGGAGAAGAUUUUGAUCGAGAGAGAGCGAGGGCGGACGGAGUGAGGGAGAGAAUAAUAGAAGACUCGUGUGCAGGCUUGCCGCCCCGAUCCGGCGGAGCGUAGCUUGCUGUUACCUCGAAAGGUGUCUUCGUGCCCUUUUUCUUCGCCCAUGAACUGGCGUCGUCGUCGUCGUGAUCGUGUACGCAAAAGGUGUGCGGUGUUGUAUUUGGGGGGGCAGGGGCGGGGUAGGGUUUUUUCCCGUUAGUCUUCUUGACGGUAUAACUCAUCACGAUUAGUGUUGUCUCGGAUUGUGCUCCUUUGUUUCAACACACGGUUCGGUUCGUUUUUUGCGCCUGCGGGGUAGGUGGACGGGAAAUAUGAUUUCCGCUGUCAUGUUGUACGUGGCAUUUUGGCAGUGAUUGGUUGUGUCGGUGAAGUUAUCUCUGCACGGCGGUGUUUGUUGGAGCACACGUGGUCGUGCCGCAUUGGUGUGGCGGCGCGUACUUGACAUGACCUCUGGAUGACGAGUUGUACGCAUGUGUAUGGUGGCUGGCUUCGGUGAGCAUGUCUCUGCCUUCUUUUUUUUUCGGCUUUUGUAUGUCAUGGGUGCUCGAGCCGUAAAGGUGCAGGAGGGACAGUUCCCAUUGGCCUACGCUUGCUGUUGGGCCGUAGAUUCUCAUGAACGCCCCCCCCUCCCCCCACCUUUUCGCACGCAAGCGAGGGAACCAUAUAUUGGUUUUUUCGUACCAUUGGUCCCCCUCUCCGAUGCACCUUCGCCGUCUUGCCCUCCCCGGCAGUCCGGGGGGCGACUUGGUGUUAUUUAGCUAUAUAGCCUCCGUUGUGUAGUUAUUAUCGUUGUCAUUUGGAUGGAAGCGUCGGAGAGGUUCGUGUAGUCGUUUUAGGAGUUAUCUUGUGUGCGAUCGGGAUAGUUGGUGAUGCAUGGUGGCAAAGGAACAUAGGGUCUGCCUUUUUGCCUGCCGUAUUUUGUGUGUUCGUACCGGGGGAACGUUCGAGGCCUACCCGAGCCAAAAUGUAAAAAGUAUACCCAAAACAGCAGCAACGGCAGUGGCGGGAUGUCUUCUUUUGUGGGCGGGUUUGGAACGGUAAAACCAGGCGUAGAAGCGAGAUGAAGUGCGGACCGGGAUUCCAAGGCCAUCGGCACAAGACGUUUGUCUUCCCCCCGUGCCGGGAAGACGUUUCGAUAUCCAGAUGUUUUGGAGCACCGCAAUGCUCGCCUUUUCUGUGAUGCCGUGCUUGGACUGAUGAUGGCCGCUCGCUCCCCGUGGAUCGUCACAGGAAUUGUGGGGGGUGCAGCCCCGGGUGGGUAGGAGUCAGGGUCCGGGGGUCCCGUGCUUGCACACGUGUGUGAGGUUGUAACGGUUAUUGUUGGGGAUGGUGUGGUUGUGUGAGGAAAGUUUCUCGGCGCAGCGCCAAGCGGGAGGAGGGCGUACGCGCGGCAGAUCUGCUUAAUGCCGAGCAGCAUAAGCGUGAGGUACAUGCAUGCGCAGGAGUAUGGAAGGAAGCAAUUAGAUGAAGGAGAUAGCACGUGCUUGGUGUUCGUUCGUUCCUCGUGGUGCCCAGGCUAGCCAAGCUAGCCUAGCCUUACCCACCGUCGUGACCCGUGAUUCUGACUUUUCUCUUCAACCGUGGCAUGCAGCCCGACAGGCGCGGAAGGAAGCACGUGUGUAUACACGGCUUCAAAAUUGUACCGGGCGGGGUCCACACGCACGCCCUGUAUUUGUUGAUGUGGGUAUGUUGUUAUCUUUCGCUGCAGAUAGAGAACAAAAUGUUGGCCUCGUCCUGUUGUUCUUUUUUUUUCACGCCAACUUUAUUUGUGGAUGUGGGUAGUUUUCGCUUUGUUGUAUUUCUCCUUUUUCGCCUAGAGAAUAAUGUCGUUUAUUAGUGUGUUGGAGGAUAGCUUGGUUCUCUGUUUUUGUUUUUUUUUUCCUCUGUUUUCUCGUGGUCGCGGCUUUCCAGUGGGGGCUGGCCAGUGCUGGUUUCUCUGGCGGGGACAACACCAACGUGCGUUGUUCAGCACCCCUCUUCCGUUGAUCCGCUGCGGAAGAUCCGUUGGGAGAACGUGUCCGUUGGAGCACAUCCAUUUGCUGGUUUGUGUCGUGUACCAGCAGCAGGGACUUUUUUUGGCUGACCUGUUGUUUGUUGAAGAUGCUGAUUGUCGGACAAGGGUAGAUGCGCGCCCGUUUGGAGGUUGUGUGUAAGAGGGGGGUGUCGCGUACUCUUCUUCCCUCGUGGUCCUGUCGGCUCGGUACCAGGCUGUUCCCCCCGCAAGGCCGCAGCGGUGGACGGGGUGGUGUUUUAGGGAUGGGCCCGUACAUCGUGUACGCGCCAUAAUCUCUCUCUUACCUGCCCGUCCGUUUCUGCGUGCUUGACUGGGCUGCUGCUGGUGGUUGUGUUUUUUUGGUAGAAUCAUAACAUAACCGGAGUGGGUGGUUGUAGCUUUUCAGUGUUUUGGCACACGCAAAUCAUACGAAAAAUUAGUCGCGUCGGUAUUCUACCCCCGUGUGAUUUUUUGGUGUGACAUCAGUUAGCGGGCUGUUCGGCGAAUCGGUCACGGCCAGAGCCUUGAUUUGAGGGGUUCUUGUUGUGUUCGUCGCGACAAGUGUUGUGCUGUUGUCGGUUGGUUGGUAUCGUUUUUAUUGUGUUUUUCCGUCUUCUUGUACGACGAAAACAACGGAUCGGCCUCUUCUGUAUUCGACAUGCGCGGCAUAUCGUACGGUCCUCCUCUCUGUCCGAACACAACGAGGAACCCGCGUCGUGUGCAAACGCUUGUUUUGUACGUAUUUCUUUUGCAUGACGGGGGCCCGCCACUCUACUCGCCCCAGACCUCGAGGGCCCCUCUAGUUCUUCUCCUGUAUGUAGAGGUUAUAAUUGUGCACGGUCUUCGGCUCGUGUCCAUUGUUUGGCCGCUACGGAGGACUAGAGGGGAGAGCCGUUGGCGGGUCACACAGGCAAAGUACAUACUACGACGCGAAUCGUACCUCUGUCCCGAGCGGCUGAACCGGUGUGCGAAUGUAGAUUCUACAUGGCUCGAUGGCGGGUUGUUGCGUGAACAUGAAAGAAAAGCAACUCUGUUGCUGGGCACAGAGAUAAGGGGGGUUGGGAGGGAGUGGUGAUCGAUUUUGCGUUGUGAGAUAUAUGUGUAAAAGUCUCCCCUUUCCUUGGUAUGGUAGUUUUCUUGAUGUUGUUCCUUCUUCUCGUCGCUCUUCGCAAAUAGGCUACUAUAUCUUGUUGUUGCAUGGGUUGGAGUUGCAAAAGAGAACGGGAGGGAGAGGGGUGAGUGAGGUUUACUGUCCUGCUGCGGCUUUUUGUGUUUCUUGUUUUCACGGAAUCAAGUGUUGCCGGAACUCGCCCAUCGACGCGUAAGACUCCUCGCACGAUGUCGGGAAGCUGUUUUUCAUCGAUGAGGGUGUGCAGGUGUCUGGCACCUCCCGAGAUUUAAGAAAAAGGGAAAUGGACAAAAGU